Molecule: messenger RNA, 872 nt
Organism: Engraulis encrasicolus (European anchovy)
Lineage: Eukaryota; Metazoa; Chordata; Actinopteri; Clupeiformes; Engraulidae
Gene: spmap2l
Product: sperm microtubule associated protein 2-like
Exons: 7
Coding region: 97-810 (237 amino acids)
Source: RefSeq, a predicted model, not a curated record
GUCUAUUCUGGGACUGACCACCACAGAACCUUGUGGCCAAGUGGGUCUGGAAAGGCAGUUCACCUUGCCUGGGAGCCAGCUUUUUGAACAUCCUCAAUGGGAUGGAAAAUGGAGCCGCACAGCAGAGUGAUAGAACUAGCCCAGCCCAAAGACCCUAAAACCAUCUGGCUGACCACGCACUGGUAUGUGAGAUGGGGAAAUCAGGAGCCAAUAGUGCCAGUGUCAUUGGCUGCUCUCAAAGCAGUUCCAACCACAAGAGUGAGAACACUGGCACAGCCCAAGAAAGACUUCAAACUUCUUCAAACCAGGGAAGAAGAGAAACUCCUCCAUAGUAGGAGGUCGUCUUCCGCCCACAAGGCCUCCCAGUAUGAGCACAUUAUCCGCCUCUCAACACCCAAGAGGAGAUCCAUCAGCUCCCAGGAAAACAGAACCCCCCACACACCUUGGUGUGAGCACAACUGCCCGAUCUGGCAUGUGUACCCCAAGGCCCAGAGCACCUACCUCUCUCCACGCUUACGCCAACUGGCCAGCCCCAAACUCAACCAUCCUGACUUCCGAAGCAACAGGGAGACGGUGGAGGGCUACAUAUCACUGCCGGCGAGGAGCGGACAGGCCACGCCGAGGCUGGAUAUGCUGGCCAUGCCCAAAAGGCAAGAGAGCGGCAUGUUCUACGAUCGAGGCCGGCCGGAGAAGCCCAUUUGGGCAGUAUCAAAGGCCGCAAUGCAGGCAAGGGCGAGUCCUCGCGUUGACGAACUCUCACAACCAAAGCCGCUGAACAAGGACUACCUUCCUCCAAAGGAGCUGUUUUAAAAUACUCAAAAAUGAUAAGCCGCAUGGAAGCACAUGUGUACCAGGGGCCUAUUCUAAGAUGC